AUGGAUCGCAAUCUUGCGCGCGCGGUGACCGACAAGAAGCCGGUUCCCGAGAUCGAUUUCUCCCUACACCAGAUGGAGGAUGGCUCGCAGGUGUCAACAUUGGAGCGUGUGGUCAAGGAAGUCCAGGCCCCUGCUCUGAGCGUCCCGACCGACCAGCAGUUCUUUAGCGACCAAGAUCCUUCCAAACCCGACCUCCAGUUUCUGAAGCAACACCUGUAUCGCGAAGGCCGCCUCACCGAGGAACAGGCGCUAUGGAUUAUCCACGCGGGUACCGAGGUCCUUCGAUCCGAGCCCAACCUUCUCGAGAUGGAUGCCCCCAUUACGGUGUGCGGUGACGUCCAUGGCCAAUAUUACGAUUUGAUGAAGCUUUUUGAGGUCGGCGGAGACCCGUCGGAGACCAGAUACCUGUUUCUGGGCGACUACGUGGACCGUGGUUACUUCAGUAUCGAGUGUGUUCUAUACCUUUGGGCGUUGAAGAUCUGGUAUCCAGAUUCGCUCUGGCUCUUGCGUGGUAACCACGAAUGUCGCCACCUGACAGACUACUUUACCUUCAAGCUCGAGUGCAAGCAUAAAUAUAGCGAACGGAUCUACGAGGCCUGUAUCGAAUCUUUCUGUUCUCUGCCGCUGGCGGCGGUUAUGAACAAGCAAUUUCUCUGCAUCCACGGUGGCCUCAGCCCGGAGCUGCAUACCCUCGAGGAUAUCAAGGCUAUUGACCGUUUCCGCGAACCCCCAACCCAUGGUCUGAUGUGUGACAUUCUCUGGGCCGAUCCUCUGGAAGAAUUUGGUCAAGAAAAAACGGGUGAUUUCUUUAUCCACAACAGCGUUCGUGGUUGCUCUUAUUUCUUCUCCUACCCGGCUGCCUGUGCAUUCCUGGAAAAGAACAACCUCCUCUCUAUCAUUCGAGCUCAUGAAGCCCAAGAUGCCGGGUAUCGCAUGUACCGAAAGACCCGCACCACCGGUUUCCCGAGUGUGAUGACGAUCUUCAGUGCACCCAACUAUUUGGAUGUCUACAACAACAAGGCUGCCGUGCUCAAGUACGAGAACAAUGUGAUGAACAUCCGUCAGUUCAACUGCACGCCCCACCCCUACUGGCUGCCGAACUUCAUGGAUGUCUUCACCUGGUCUCUACCCUUCGUUGGUGAAAAGAUCACCGAUAUGCUCAUCGCCAUUCUCAACACCUGCUCCAAGGAGGAACUGGAAGAGGAUGAGACACCUUCGUCGACGGAACCCCACCCCUCCUCCCCGCCUCUGCCUAUGGAUACUACCGAUGUCAGCGAGCUGAAGCGACGCGCGAUCAAGAACAAGAUUCUUGCCAUCGGUCGUCUCUCCCGUGUCUUCCAAGUGCUGCGUGAACAGUCUGAGAGUGUCACCGAACUUAAGACGGCGGCAGGCGGUCGUCUUCCCCCCGGAACACUUAUGCUUGGUGCCGAAGGUAUCAAGCAGGCCAUUCACAACUUCGAGGAUGCCCGUAAGGUCGAUCUGCAGAACGAGCGACUACCACCCACCCAAGAGGAGGUGUACCAGAAGAGCGAGGCAGACCGUAAGGCUGCCAUGAAGCGCGCCGAGGACGACGCUAACAACGAUACCGGGCUCCAGACUGUUGCCCGACGAAUCAGCAUGUCCGCGGGUUCUGGCCGCAACCGCAGCCAACGUUAUGGUCCACGGGAUUCUCAGGAUGCCUAG
Molecule: messenger RNA, 1683 nt
Organism: Penicillium argentinense
Lineage: Eukaryota; Fungi; Ascomycota; Eurotiomycetes; Eurotiales; Aspergillaceae
Product: serine/threonine-protein phosphatase 2B catalytic subunit
Exons: 5
Coding region: 1-1683 (560 amino acids)
Biological process (GO): calcineurin-mediated signaling; fungal-type cell wall organization
Cellular component (GO): calcineurin complex; cytoplasm
Molecular function (GO): calmodulin binding; calmodulin-dependent protein phosphatase activity
Source: RefSeq, a predicted model, not a curated record